ACUGUAGAGUUUUGUGAUGGAUUUGCAAGGCCUGAAAAUAUUGGUUUGCCUGGCGCUCAUUCGACUCUACCACCACGUCUGGUUGUUCUUUAUGGAAGUCAAACUGGUUUAAGUCGGUCCGUUGCAGAACGCCUUGUAUCCCAAGCCUAUUAUUUAUUUUCUACAAAAUCUAACCCAGUGUCUUCAUUACCUAAGAACCAGAGUAUGAAUUUACUGGUUUCUCUCUGUCCUUUGGAUUCGUAUGCACCAAUGAACCGAUUGGCCAAAGAAUGUGAUCCGAUAGUUUUUGUGUGCUCCACAACGGGAUAUGGAGUGCCACCGGACAACAUGUGCCAAUUUUGGCGGCGCCUGAUGAGUCGAAAUCUUCCAAUCGGUCGGGCACUUUCAACUAAUCUAAGGUUUGCUGUUUUGGGUCUGGGUGAUUCAUCGUACCCGAAGUUCAAUAUUGUGGCAAAAAAGCUUUAUCGUCGACUUGUGCAGCUGGGAGCAAGUCCGUUGCCUAUUUUCUCACCAGUAGGCGAUAGUUCAGCGGAUUGCGGUCUUGGUCUCGCUGACGAACAAGCUGAGCUGGGCGUAAACAGCGUGAUGAACUGGUGGGUUCCUCAACUUUGGACUGUGCUUUCUGAUUACUGGCACCUCCCUUUUGUCGCUGACUGUGCACCCAUUCCACUGACUUAUUCAUUUCUGGAAAGUCCUCCGGUAUUGUCUAGUUUUUGGCCAACGUAUGAUGUGACUCUGGCCACGCCUGUUCCCACGUUUGCAUUCGACGGGGAUGCAGAUUUACUGACCUCUGACAGCAUCUCCUACAUAGCCGAUCGGGACUGUGAGUUCGCGUUUAAGGGUCAUCCUUUCCCACCGUCAUCUCAAUGGUUUCGUGUGCUUCGGAAUGAACGAAUUACGGCAGCUGGUCACUUCCAAGAUACGCGCUUGAUUUCGCUGUCAUCUUGUGAGUAUCUUCGCAGUCCUGUAACCAUUGGAUUGAUAUUUUAUAUGGAUGAUACGUAUGCUGUUUACUACGUAAAAAGUCGUUCAGCUGUAGCGCCCUUUCGAUGCCUGGCUGCCAUGCCACCCGAAGGUUGCACGAGGGCUGCGAUACUGCCAGGUUGCCCAAGCCUAGAUAGGGGAAGUCGAGAGUCAGAGGGCGGGUUUGAACCACGGACCUUCCGGCGUCGGCCAGCAUUUUUUUAUAUCUUUACAAACCUUAUU
Opisthorchis viverrini is the source of this 1206-nucleotide messenger RNA. RefSeq lists its product as hypothetical. Gene Ontology annotation, molecular function: flavin adenine dinucleotide binding; oxidoreductase activity; FMN binding. The annotation marks the transcript as partial. Lineage: Eukaryota; Metazoa; Platyhelminthes; Trematoda; Opisthorchiida; Opisthorchiidae. The record is from RefSeq and is a predicted model, not a curated record. The transcript has 3 exons. Gene Ontology annotation, cellular component: cytosol.